Molecule: messenger RNA, 387 nt
Organism: Daldinia childiae
Lineage: Eukaryota; Fungi; Ascomycota; Sordariomycetes; Xylariales; Hypoxylaceae
Exons: 2
Coding region: 1-387 (128 amino acids)
Source: RefSeq, a predicted model, not a curated record
AUGGGCCCGAAGAGCAAAACGGUCGCCCUCGCAAGAACCACGCCAGACCAGGCCAGGAAGAAAACAAGGUACUCAGAACACUGGCUCCGGUACUUCCAAUCGGGUGAUCUUGACAUCUGGCAGACCAUGAUGUCUAUUCUAGGCUUCGCCGAUAGCCAUUUGUUUACAAGCAAGAACCAGUGCCGAAAGGCUCUCAAACACACCUGGGUGAACAUAGUAGACUUCUUCGAAGCCAUCGGGACAUCCAGUCCGCCACGAUUCUUCCCCAACAGUUACCAGCUAGGCAGGUAUACAAUCAGAACCGGGAAAUUCUUCCCUAAGAAGUUGUUGCCAAAGGGCAGUCCUCUUCGACAACUAUUCUCUAAAAUUGUCCCCAAACAAGACUGA